AUGCCUCCAAACUACAUUUGGGCCAAACGCGGUGGAAGCUCCAAGAUUUCAGCCGGCGAAAAGCAUUCCAUGCGCAUGACGGCUGUGCUCACUGCUCGCGCCGAUGAUGAAAAGCUUCCUAUCAUGUUCAUCAUGAAAGGUAAACCUGGUGGGCGCAUCGAAACUCACGAGUCUUACCUCAGCAACGUCCUUCACGACCACAUUGAGGAAGCUUCGGUCGUUAUCCUGGACAACUUUGAGUCACAUGUGUCGGAUGAAUCGUACAAGAUCGUCCAACCGCUCGACGUUGGUGUCAUGGCGCCUUUCAAGCGCAACACGCGGGAGCAUUGGCUCUGA
Messenger RNA from Aphanomyces invadans, 336 nucleotides. RefSeq lists its product as hypothetical. NCBI's taxonomy places the organism in Eukaryota, Oomycota, Saprolegniomycetes, Saprolegniales, Verrucalvaceae. Bases 1 to 336 code for a protein of 111 amino acids. The record is from RefSeq and is a predicted model, not a curated record. The transcript has 3 exons.